GACCAAGAAAGUCUCACGAAUAGUUACGUGAGAUGAUGUCACCGUGUGCAGUUUAUUUAUAAAAUUGUCGACGGUACUGCGCUCGCCUAGUCGCACUUUGAACUUAUUCGAGCAUCGGUUGGGCCGUGAGAGACACAUAAGUCGUCGGCAGCGUUCCCACUUCGCAUCGUGUCGUUGCGAAGGAGCACGUAGAGUUGGAAGUACUAUUAAUAGCGCUCGACACCGAGCAAAACCGCCGCGAAUCGUUCGCAAACUCAACGCCGACGCUGACGACGACGACGACGACAACGACGAAAGUGCAUAAAUUGUCACUAAGAAUACGUUCGGUAAAUUUCUUCCCCAAUCGGCGCCCAUCAACAUCGACAGCUAUACGAGGCUACCAUCGACUGUAUGCUGUUAAAAAAAAAUAUCUACCGGCUUGAGCGAAGUCGAUAACGGUUCAUUCUUCAUCGAAUACCGUACGCUACAAUUAGGAUUCACUUUUUAUGCAAUACGUGUCAUAUCGCAUCAACUCUCUGGAAUUUGACCGUUUGACAGCAGAUACUCUUUUAGGUACUCUUAUACAAAGGUGAAGUAAGAAGAUACCAAGAUGAGCCUACAGUGGAAAUUGAUUGCUGGUUUCCUCUAUUUGGAAGUCACAAUAGUGCUCAUGCUAGUAUUACCAGUGGCUUCUCCAACACGAUGGCAAAGGCUUUUCAAGUCUCGAUUUCUACAGAGCAUAAGCAAUCGAGCUUCCAUUUAUUUUGUGGUCUUACUCGGUGUAUUGGUCCUCUUCUUGUUAGAUGCCAUAAGAGAAAUGCGAAAAUAUUCCACAAGUUUGGAUCACACUGAGCAUCAUCACAAUAUGAAUCUUGAGAUGCAAGAAAACAUGCGACUGUUCCGUGCACAGAGGAAUUUCUACAUAUCCGGUUUCGCGUUGUUUCUCAGCCUGGUGAUACGUCGUCUCGUCCUUUUGAUAUCUAUCCAGGCUAACUUGCUUGCACAAAACGAAGCAGCUAUGCGACAAGCGCAGUCUGCCACGACCACGGCCCGAAGUUUAUUGUCUCAGAGGACGAUUGGGGAAAGCGCGCAGAACGACUCUAAUGAAGCACAUGACAAAGCUGUCUCAGAACUGAAGAAUCAGAUCAAAGAGUUACAAGCUAAGAAUCUUGAGCUCGAAAACGAAUUAACUAAAGAAAAGAAGGAUAAGGAUGCGAUGAAAUCGCAGGCCGACUCACUCGCGAAAGAGUACGAUCGCUUAAGUAGCGAGCAUGCGAAAGUCGCGCAAUCGAACGGUGAUAAGAAGAGCGAUUGAAUGUUUCUAUCUCGUUUCUUUUUUCUUCUAAUUGUUUCAUUCAGACCUAAUUAAAAUUUUUGUUAUGUUAUCUUGAGUUUUGUGUUAUAUAAUUUUAAUAAUACAUACUCUGGGAGUUGUCAUUCAAACAUAUUUAUACCUUUUACUAGAGAGAAAGAGAGAGGGUUGUACAUAUAUAAGUACUGUUAUUACUGAUAUUGGAGUAUAUACUCUUUUCAGUUCAGUACAUCACUCCAUGCAACGUAAAAUCUGCAUCAUUAUUUUUCUUUCUAGAGUAUUAUUAAAUAAACUUCAUUUUUUUUAUGAAAAGGGAUAUUUUCUUUUUAAUAUAGUUGCUUUAUAGCUUAUUUCGGAGGGACAAGUGGUACAUAUAUCAUUGAUAACAAGUGUGUCAUCAUUCGCAAUUGUUUCGUGCCGUAAAGAUAUUGUAUUCUCGAAUUCGUAAUUAAUUAUUACAAGCUACACAUUCGGUAAGAAUACUUGUAGUACGAACAGAAUUAUUAAUUUCCCACAUGUCCUGAACAAUGUAUUUCGAGUAUACUUCCAAUUCCUGCAUUUGCAAUAUUCUCAUUUUAUGCUCGUGUACUUUGGACAAGAAAAGGCUAAUGUUCAUUCCAGUUUUCAAUAUAGAAGUCUUGAAAUUUGUAGAGAUAAAAAUGAUGUAUGUUAGCUUAAUCAGUGAAUGAUAUAUGAAUUAUAUACAAAUAAUUAAUUUUAACGGUUAAAAACGAGACUUAUGGUUGAGUCCAGGGAAUUUUUUUAUUUUGAAACGUUAAAUUCUAGAAUUUCUAUAAACAAGGAACAUUAAAAAAUGGACAUUGGGCCUAUCUUUCGAGAGGUACAGAUUCAUCGAGAAUUUUGCGAGAUUUAAUAUGUUAUACAAUAUAUAUGAAUUUUCUAUAAUGUGCUGUGCUAUACUGUAGGCCUUUGCUCGGGUCAGGCAUCCCGGGCUAUGCUGUAUAUACUUGGAAUUAUAAAUAGAAAUGUACUGAGAACCA
Messenger RNA from Odontomachus brunneus, 2292 nucleotides. Its product is annotated as B-cell receptor-associated protein 31. The record is from RefSeq and is a predicted model, not a curated record. The transcript has 3 exons. NCBI's taxonomy places the organism in Eukaryota, Metazoa, Arthropoda, Insecta, Hymenoptera, Formicidae. Gene Ontology annotation, biological process: intracellular protein transport; endoplasmic reticulum to Golgi vesicle-mediated transport. Gene Ontology annotation, cellular component: endoplasmic reticulum; endoplasmic reticulum membrane. The coding region runs from base 590 to 1294 and encodes 234 amino acids.